Molecule: messenger RNA, 507 nt
Organism: Caenorhabditis briggsae
Lineage: Eukaryota; Metazoa; Nematoda; Chromadorea; Rhabditida; Rhabditidae
Exons: 3
Coding region: 1-507 (168 amino acids)
Source: RefSeq, a predicted model, not a curated record
AUGCCUUUUCCUACGCUGUCCCAAUUGGCUGCUAAGUCUAUUGCUCAAGGAAUUCAUGAUGAGACUAUAUCGCUUGACUCCGUUUUGGACACAAAGUCCAGCAACGCAAUUGUUCGAGAACUUUUGACAUUGGAUGGGAACAACUUCGAAAAGUUGAAAGUAUUCAAAAAUCAGUUGUCCAUCACAGAUGAAAGACAUGAACUCUCAAUUUCACUGUUCUCUGCCGACAUUCCUGACAUGAUUGAACUAUUCUACAACGUCUUCAAUAAGAAUUCAUUGAUUUCAUUUAAAAAAGAAACUGCUGAAUUCGUAUUCCGAAUGCUUGAAGCUACCGUAAACGCUGUGCGUCCAGGAAUAUUGAUUCCCGAUAGAGUUUUGAGUUUUGUAUUCGACAAGACUGUUGAUUUGGUUCGCCAAUUUCCGGAGCAUCGAUCUCAGGCAAUUCGAAUUAUAUUACAAGCUGAGAAAUGGAUGAGCUGGGAGCAAGUUCUAACAAUUGGAAUUUGA